AUGGAACAUGACUGGAUGCACUGCGUAAAUCGCUUAUUGAAAGCAUGGACGGGAUACCAGUUGGGAGUACAGAUGCUCUCCGGUGGGCCAGAAACUUAUCAAAAAGCUGAGUGGUUCGCCGAGGUUUUGGCCGAUCAUGUAUUCAACUCGCAGAACCAGCGAGUUUGUAACUUGACCGAAUGGAUAGGUGACAUUCUGGAUAACGAAUUUAAUCUCAUUUUAGAGGAUAAUAGCAUCGAGUGGCUUGCUUCAUCUUUACUAAAGUGUCAUUUGUGGUUGCGAAAAUGUGAGAAAGCAGAUCUUGAGAAUUUUCUGUCCCAUUUACCGUCCGAAAGUGCUGUACAAACUGCUGCGACAGAAAGUCAAGCGGUAUUAGACAACUCAGAUGAAGAAUGCAGUGACUAUGAAGAACCCAAGCAUGAAAUCCAAAAAGAGCAAGCCAAGAAGCCGUCGAGGAGAUGCAUGGAAACUGAUGAAGAUGGUUGGACUACAGUUGUUCGCAGAUAA
Molecule: messenger RNA, 507 nt
Organism: Cercopithifilaria johnstoni
Lineage: Eukaryota; Metazoa; Nematoda; Chromadorea; Rhabditida; Onchocercidae
Source: the annotation of a GenBank genome assembly